This is a messenger RNA of Amphibalanus amphitrite, 3615 nucleotides long. Its product is annotated as RNA-binding protein 5-like. Gene Ontology annotation, molecular function: RNA binding. NCBI's taxonomy places the organism in Eukaryota, Metazoa, Arthropoda, Thecostraca, Balanomorpha, Balanidae. Gene Ontology annotation, biological process: mRNA splicing, via spliceosome. Gene Ontology annotation, cellular component: nucleus. The transcript has 15 exons. The coding region runs from base 264 to 3068 and encodes 934 amino acids. The record is from RefSeq and is a predicted model, not a curated record.
CAUGUUUGUGUUCGCUGAGUGGCGAGCGUGGCGAUUCUGAGGGAUUGGAGUUAGCGCGAUAAAAAGGAUUUUCUUGAGUUUUGUUAAGGAUUUUGACUUAUUCCUAUCUUGUUUUUGUGGUGAACUCUCAAAUCGUCCAAUAGCUCUCACUUGGAGCACCCUGCUCACGUAUCGUUGAUGAGUUAUAUCGCGCCAUUUGUGGUCGAUUUCUUUCAAGGCUGAAGGUGGAGUUUUUGGCACUCAUCACUGUGCCACUGGCGUGAAUGUCAUAUCAAAUAAAUAGACCUUUUGUGGACGCACUUCAGAUUGGUGAAGUGAAUCCAUUGGCUUCUCUGCCAUCCCCACCAGGCGUUCAGCUGGUGCCGAACCCAGAGAACCCAGCAGAGCUCAUCAUGAUCCCCAUCUUCAACAUGGGGAUGCGGCUGCCGCAGUACGUGCCGCACGACCAGGGCUACCGCGGCGCGCAGGACGACCGCGACUAUGAUCGCCGUCACCGGCACCGCGACUCGGACCGUCGCGACCACCGCGACCGGCGCGACCAUCGCGAACGGCGCAGCAGGGACCGCGACGAUGAUGAGUACGAGUACAGUGAGCGGCGCACUGUGUCCAUGUCCCGGCGGGAGCCGCGCAGCAGCCGAGACCGCUCCCGGGACCGGGACCGCGACCGGCCGCGCUCGCGGGACCGCGAGGACCGCGACUGGGACGAGCCGCGGCCGCCGCCGCCGCCGCGCGUCUGGGACAUGGAGCCGGACCCGCGCGAGCUCGAGCACGAGCGGCAGCUGCAGCUGGCGCAGCACCACGCAGCGGCCGCAGCUGCCGCGCACGCUGUGGCUGUCAGUAAUGCCCAGCAGCAGCUCUUCAUGCCUAACCUGAUGCCGCAGCCGUUCAUGGCGCCCAUCCUGCCGGCGCCCACCCCUCUGGACACAGCCACCCUGAUCAACAUGAACCUGGCGGCGGCGGCGCAGCUCCAGCAGGAGGCGGCCGCUGCACCCGAGCUGCUCUUCCGCAGUCAGCAGCCCAACAACACCGUCAUGAUCCGCGGACUGGCGCAGCAUGUCACCGAAAAUGACAUCCGGCAAGAGAUCCUGAACGUCAACCUGACACCGAAGGACAUCCGUCUGAUCCGAAAGAAGGACUCUGGUGCAUCGCGGGGUUUUGCUUUCGUCGAGUUUAGCACAGUGCAGGAGGCAGCUCGCUGGAUGGAACUCAAACAGGGACUGCUGGUGGUACAGGACCAGUACCGCGCCGUCAUGCAGUACAGCCUGCCCAAGGACGGUCUGCCGGCUGAACACCGACCUCUCCAGGACUGGUUCUGCGUCAAGUGCGGCGCGCACAACUUCAAGCGCCGCUGCCAGUGCUACAAGUGCGGCUCGGACCGUGCCGAGUCGGAGGCUGCGGCCGAGGGCAGUGACGAGGUCUCCCCGCACCCGACCAACACGCUGCUGCUGCGCGGCCUGGACCCGCUCAGCUCCGAGGAGACGGUGCUGUCCGGCCUCCAGCAGCGCACUCAGCUGCCGAUCCGCUCGGUGCGGCUGGGCCGCGAGCCGGUGACGGGCGCGUCGCGCGGCAUCUGUUACCUGGAGCUGGCCUCUGUGGUGGACGCCAUGCAGCUGAACCAGCAGCUGCAGGCCGAGCCGCUGGUGGUCGAGGGACGCUCGGCGGUGGUGAGCUACUGCCGACUGGCCGACCAGGCCGCCGGACAGCUGCCCGUCGAUACCAGCCGCAUGAGCAUCCUCGAGCUGGCUGAGUACUCGGCCAAACUGUACGCCAAAACGCCAGAGGAGUACGAGGCUUACCUCAAGUACUACGAGGACUACUACAAGACACAUGGCACCGGCGCGGCGCCCAGCAGCGACCAAAGCCAGUCAGACUCUGCCAACGCGGCGGCCGCCGUGGCGCAGACGGCCCUGCAGCGGGUGCAGAAGAAGGUGCCCGGAGCGCGCGAGCAGCCGACCGCACCGGCAGCGGCGCCCCAGCCGCAGCCCCAGGCGGCGCCGGCGGCUCCGUUUGAUGAGGACGCCACCUAUCCCACGCCGGACACGGCCUCGUUCCAGUACGACGAGACGUCGGGCUACUACUACGACGCCACUACGUCACUCUACUACGACGCCAACAGCCAGUACUUUUACAACCCGGCCAACCAGCGCUACCUCUACUGGGACGCAGCCAAGUCCAAAUACGUGCCAAUGCCGACCGAUGGCGAGGCGUCCGGAGCCGGCGGCAGCGGCAAGAAGAAGGAGGAUAAACAUGAAAAGGUCAAGGUGGCCAAGAAGAUUGCCAAGGACAUGGAACGGUGGGCCAAGUCGAUGAAGCGGAAGGAAGCACGCGCCACCGCCUCUCCCAUCAUCCCGAUCGGCGGCACGGCGCAGGAGCGGGCCGCGCGAGACGCCCGCUCGGCUGACAUCGGAUACGCCAUGUUCGAGAAGAGAGUGGGAGGAGAAAGCACACCGCAGACGGCGGCGGGAGCGGAGGCAGAGGCGGCGGCCAAUUCGAGUCUGGUGGCGGCGUACGGCGGUGAGAGCGGAGACGAGGAGGAAGCGCCCGAGCUGGACCCCACCCUGGUGGACGUCAACAAACUCGCCUGUCUGCUCUGCAAACGGGCGUUCGCCAGCCGCGAGCAGCUCAACAAACACCUGGAAAAGUCCGACCUUCACCGGAAAAACCUGGAGGAGCACCAGCGCGCUCAGGGCGGCGCCCCGGCCGGCGGCGGCCAGUACAGAGACCGGGCCGCCGAGCGGCGCAGCAAGUACGGCGAGCCGAACCAGGCGCCGCGCGCGCCGCACCGGCCGGCCGGACCGCCGCCGCCGGCCGCCGCCACCGCCUCGGCGCCGGCCCGGCCCGUCGGCGGCAUCGGAAACCGGAUGAUGCAGGCCAUGGGCUGGAAGGACGGCCAGGGCCUGGGCAAGAGCAACCAGGGCCGCACCAGCCUGGUGGAGGCGGAGCGGCGCGCCACCUCGGCCGGCCUCGGCAUGGCGGGCAGCACCACCGGCGCCGUGGCCGGCGACACGUACAAGGACUGUGUCAAGAAGACCAUGUUCGCCAGGUACAAAGAGAUGAACGAGGAGUGAGGGCCGUGCACCGCGUCUCACGCGUGUGUGCGGGCCAGACCCUCGUCGCUCACUGGAGAAAGCUGUGGUGUGAUGAAUUAUGACGUGUGAUGUGCGUUUCAUGAUGCGGUGUCUCUUGUUGGUUGAAUGUGUGAAGCGUGGGGAUGCGAUGUCGGUAUUUCACGUUAUUUGUCAUGGACGAUGUUAGUUGUGGACAGGAUUGGUUGGAUGUCUGGUUGAGGGCCGGCACAGCCGUAUCGUGCGGCCAAUAUGUUUGCGUGUGGGUGAUUUUGAUUGGCUUUGCUGUACGCCGAACGCUGCCGGACCCGGGUGUCUGGUGACGGGGCCCGAGGUGCUAAAUAGUGUGUCCCGCCCGCACGCUCCGCUCCCGGCCUCCGCGGUCCGUGAGGGUUGCUGAACAUGUGAUUUCAGCGCGCCUUUACUUGGCUUGACAUUUUUCCUGUGGCGAGUGCGUAUUUAGGUGGGCUUGGUGAUGAUAGCCUCCGUUACUAAAGACGCCAUUGAUCUGUUUUGUGGCGUUGUUGUGUAAAUAUAAGUAUUAAACGUG